Quercus robur (English oak) is the source of this 4267-nucleotide messenger RNA. Its product is annotated as putative pentatricopeptide repeat-containing protein At1g12700, mitochondrial. NCBI's taxonomy places the organism in Eukaryota, Viridiplantae, Streptophyta, Magnoliopsida, Fagales, Fagaceae. The record is from RefSeq and is a predicted model, not a curated record. The coding region runs from base 248 to 2113 and encodes 621 amino acids. Gene Ontology annotation, molecular function: protein binding. The transcript is spliced from 6 exons.
GAACAACAACAACAACUACGGUUGUGCACUUGUGUUACAGAGGAAAGCACCGUGUGCCUCUGUCUGGUUAGCGUGCGGGUGGGAGGCAGCCAGCCAAGUCAGUCAAUCCAACUCUCCAUGUAUUGACCACCCAUCAGUCUCAAAACGAAGCAGCCUCCUUCCUUUGAAGUACUCGACCCACACCGAAAUCUAAACCCGACCCGAAUUGUUUGCUUCUUCUCCUUCUUCUUCGCGUUCUGCAAAAAAAAUGGGUACGGCUUCUGCUAAAUCAAGAAAAGCUCUUGUGUUUAUAUUCAAUCGCUUGAUUAUUAGAGUGACUGUUCCAUUUCAUGCUCUAACUUAUUAUUGUUAUUACUAUUCCACUCUUGCUCAUGCACAAACUAGUAGUAGUUGUUAUAGUAGUAGUGGUAGAGAAAAUGUGGAUAGUACCCAUAAUCAGAAUCAGAAUCAGUUCCUGAAAUCUGUGAGAAAUCAGUGCAAAUCUCGAGCCUUUAGGAAUCUGGAUCACGCCUUAACCUUGUUUGAUACAAUGCUUCACAUGCGCCCUUUGCCUUCCAUUGACGAUUUCAAUCACAUGUUGGGUGCAAUUGCAAGAAUGAAGCAUUACACGGUAGUCGUUGCUCUAAUUAAGCAAAUGGAGUCAUUGGGUGUGUCUCCUGAUGUUUAUACUGUGAAUGUUUUGAUUAAUUGCUUUUGUUGUUUGAACCGGGUUGAUUUCGGGUUCUCUAGUUUAGCAAGAGUUUUGAAACUUGGUUAUCAGCCGGACUGUAUUACUCUAAACACUCUUGUGAAGGGGCUGUGUCUUCAGGGUAACAUUGCUAGAGCCGUGAGGAUGGUAGAUGAAUUGGAGAAGAAAGGUUAUGAGCUUGAUGUAAUUACUUAUGGAACGAUAGUUAAUGGUUUGUGUAAGGCAGGUGAGACUAGUGUGGCUAUUGGGUUGCUCAGGAAGAUCGAAAAAGGGAAUGUUGAACUUAAUGUGGUGCUUUAUAGUGCAAUCAUUGAUAGUUUGUGUAAGGAUAGAUUGGUAAUUGAGGCUUUGAAUCUUUUUUCGGAAAUGUUGAGUAAAAGCAUUCGGCCAGACCUGGUCACUUACACGUGUUUAAUCCAAGGUCUAUGUAGUUUUGGCUGGUGGAAGGAGGCUACUUAUUUGUUGAAUGAGAUGACACAAAGGAAAAUAACGCCAAAUGUGCAAACCUUUAGCAUAUUGUUGGACACGCUUUGCAAAGAGGGGAUGUUGGCAGAGGCAAACAAAGUUUUUGAUUUGAUGAUUCAAAGAGGCAUUGAGCCCAACACAACCACUUUUCAGUCUUUGAUUGAUGGUUAUUGUUUGCAAAACAAAAUGGAUGAUGUAGUCAAAAUAUUUAAUCUGAUGAUUGAGAGGGGUUGUUUGCCGGAUGUUGUUAGCUAUAACAUAUUGAUUAAUGGAUACUGCAAAAAUAAAAGAAUUGAUGAUGCAAUGAGUCUCUUUCAUGAAAUUUCUAAAAAGGGAGUGAUUCCUAAUGUUGUCACUUACACGACUCUUAUAGGUGGGUUUUGCCGACUACAAAGAACUCAGGAUGCACUUGAGCUGUUCUAUAAGAUGCGAGCUUAUGAGAUACAUCCAACUCUUCAGACUUGUGCUGUUUUGUUAGAUGGUCUUUGUAAGAACAAACAAAUUUCUGAGGCGAUGAAAUUGUUUCAGGAGAUGGAAGACAAAAAGUUAGACCAUAAUAUUGUGAUUUACAGCAUCUUGAUUGAUAGUUUGUUUAAUGCUGGGAAAUUUACGACUGCAAAAGAACUCUUCUAUAGUCUUGCCACCAAAGGGUUGCAACCUGAUGUUUGGACUUACACUAUUAUGAUCAAAGGGCUUUUCAAAUAUAGAAUAAUAGAUGAAGCAUGUGAGCUGUUGGAAAAAAUGGAUAAGAACGGUUGUUCACCUAAUGAUCGCACAUAUAACACCCUCAUCCAAGGAUUACUGCAACAUAAUGAGACAUCAAAAGCAAUGAAAUAUCUCCAAAUAAUGAUUAACAAGGGUUUCUCGGCUGACGCAAUCACUACAACCAUGUUGGUUGAAUUGCUAGCAUCUAAUAAAGUAGAUAAGAACAUUCAAAAAUUGCUUCAGGAGCUUGUUUGAAGGAUUUGAAGUUCCUCAAGAUGAAGACAAAUUUCAUAUUUUUACCCAUCACCAGUCGGUAUAUUUGCUUCAAGCUAGGAAGCAUAACCCCAUUUGAAGAUGCCUGGCAAUGCAGAGAGUUCAAUAAGAUCAAAGGAGAUUGUUCAGGAGAGAUUGUGUUAAUUAAUGGGUCAAUUUGCAAGUACCAGCUAUAUUUGCUGCAAGUCAUUCUUAUACUUUUACAAGGCAGGGAAAGGAAAUGCACUGUUCUAGGGGUAUUGGAGAAUGGGUUCACUGUGGUUGUGAAACGGGUGACGUUACAGAAGAUGGAUCAUAUGCUGUGGCUGUGAAAUGUCACCAUUUUGAUCCAGGUUAACAAAGUAGGAUAGGCAAAUGCAGAUGUCAGAGUUAGACAGAAAAAAGAGGCGCAUGGAAUGAACACAAUUUUGUUGGGCGAUUCUCAUGAUGAUUUGCUUCUCCACAGUCUAUGUUUCUAACAGGCUAAUUCCCAAAUCCACCAUCUUGCAUAUGCAAUGUAUUGCACCCAAUGGGUGUGAAACGCUUCUUAUACACAUCUUUUCCAAGAAUUGUAAAACGAGGAAAGACAUACCAACUACCGAGGGUGACGGAAGUGAGGACUGAGGAGAUUAGGAAGAAUGGUAUAUUCACCAUGCUAGAACAGAAUCCACACAUUGGCCAAAGCAAGGUAGGAGAGCUGGCUAGAUCAUUAUUGUGGGAUCCAUUUUUUCCUGUGCACUUAGACACUCUUUCAUGUGCUUAGCAUCUUUCAAAACAUAGUGUGCAAUCCGUAGAGUGAUCCAAUUAUAAUGGCAUUGGUUUUAUUAUACAGUUAAUUGCUUUUGUGACAGAAUGCCGUCAUCGCUUCUUCAAUCAAGUGGACUAAAGUGGUUUCAUUGCAUGUUUGAGAAUUUCUUCAAUCAAGUGGACUAAAGUGGUUUCAUUGCAUGUUUGAGAAUGAAGAGUAUGUUUUUCAUGUAAAUGGAGACCAAAGCAUAGUAAAAGCUCUUGACACUUUGUGAGAAAGUUGAAAUGGUGCCAUUGCUGUCAUAAAUCAAGGAACUAAGAGGCUCAUAAGGAGCAGUGACAUUCAUCUUAUUGAAUAGAAUGACGAUCUCCUUCAUAACAAAAAGUUUUCACUUCCAUCCAUUCUAUUUUCCACCAUUAGAUUCCAAAGUUCAAAUCACCUGAGUUUGGUAAAAAGUUUCAGCCCACUAACCCAUUAGUCAUUGUAGAUUAUAAAUUGUAUGUAUAUGACUAUGCUAUCAGACCACUGUAAAGCAGAUCUUUGUUGCCAGUUAGAACUAAUGAUUUUUUUUUUUGUAACCGUAGGAACCUAACUGUGGAGGAGUUUAUUCACAUGGAGACCACAACUCUGAUGCAACAAGUGAACAAGACCUUGCUCACUGCUGUGAACUAGACCUAUGAUCAUUUGAAUUGGGAUACUCUAUAUUAUCUUCUAGAUCAUAUGGGUUUUGGGGAGAGAUGGAAGAGGUGGAUUAAGGCUUGUAUUUCUACUAUUCGCUUCUCCGUGUUGGUAAAUGGUUCCCUGCAGAUUUCUUUGGCAGCUCUGAGGGUUUGAGACAGGGCGACUCAUUAUCACCUCUCUUAUGUCUUCUGGUUAUGGAGGUAAUAAGUCGGAUUAUGAAGAGGGGUUUGCCUUUAGCGAAUUGGUAUUGCAUGUGUCAAAGAAAUGGGGAAACAAUGAAACAUCUUUUAUUUCAUUGUGAAGUUGUUUAUGCUUUGUGGGGGGAGGUGCCCAUUUAUUUGGUAUUCACUUAGUCAUGCCAGGAUCUAUUGGGAACUUAUUGUUUAGUUGGAGGAAUUGGUUGGGGAAGCAUGGCUUGGUUGUGUGGAACUUGGUGCCAAGUUGUUUAAUGUAGGUAGUUUGGAAGGAAAGGAAUUGCUAUUCGAUUGAGGAUAUUGAAUGCUCUUUGGAUCAAUUAAAUUAGUUAUUUGUUCGAACUCUUUGAUUGGUCUAGGGCUUGGGGUUCUUCAUAUUGUUCUGAUACUUUUGAGUUUCUAAAUUCACUUAGCCAUAGCAUUUGAUUUAUUUGUAUUUUUAUGAUCCUUUGUGUUCAUCAUCAUGAGCACAAGGUUUUCUUUCUUUAUCAAUAACUAGUACGUUACUUGUGCAAUGCAUGGAUAAUAUUGUAA